GUCCACAUUUUCUUUUCAGAUAUUCAAUCAGAGACUUAAAUCUAAACAGAUAGCUGCGGUAGUUAUAUUCUCGACAACAUAAAAUGACCUCAUCAAAUUUGGAUGCAGGUUUCCUGCAUGGAUUUGUUGAAUCGUUUCUUGUUGUUUUUGUGUCAGAAUUUGGUGACAACACUUUCUUCAUAUCAGCCAUCCUGGCAAUGAAGCAUUCUCGAUGGCAUGUCCUGAUGGGAUCUUUAGCCUCAUUAUUUGUCAUGAAUUUUAUGUCAGUUCUUGUUGGCUAUGCGGCUUCCAUCAUUCCAAAAGUUUGUGUCACUUACGUCUCUUCCAUAUUGUUCCUUGUGUUUGGUCUCAAGAUGAUACAAGAAGGUUGGAGAAUGUCUGCUGACAAAGCAGAAGAAGAGUAUGAAGAAGCUCAAGAACAUCUUCAAAAAACUGAAGCCAAAGAAAAGUCUAAAGCAACAUCAAGAAAUCAAACUUCAAACAUGUUAUCCCAAGUUGUCAUCCAGUGUUUUACCUUGACCUUUCUCGCAGAAUGGGGUGAUCGUUCUCAAGUAGCUACAGUAAUUCUUGGGGCUAAAGAAAAUAUCUUGGGAGUCCUACUUGGCAGUUUGGCUGGCAAUGCUCUCUGUACUUGCCUGGCUGUGAUUGGAGGAAAACUUAUUGCUGAAAAAAUAUCAAUCAGAACAGUGACACUAGUCGGAGGUGUUCUCUUUUUAUACUUUGCUGCGUCAACAUUCUACCUUGAUGAUGACUAACGUUUAUUAGAAUAAGAAAAAAUACAUAG
Molecule: messenger RNA, 784 nt
Organism: Biomphalaria glabrata
Lineage: Eukaryota; Metazoa; Mollusca; Gastropoda; Planorbidae
Product: transmembrane protein 165-like
Exons: 7
Coding region: 84-755 (223 amino acids)
Biological process (GO): calcium ion transmembrane transport; Golgi calcium ion homeostasis; Golgi calcium ion transport
Cellular component (GO): Golgi apparatus
Molecular function (GO): calcium ion transmembrane transporter activity; manganese ion transmembrane transporter activity
Source: RefSeq, a predicted model, not a curated record